AUGCCAAUAAAAAACAACGAAUUCAACAGCAACAUAAAACAAAGCCCGCCUGUGUCGACCCUGACCGGGGAAGUUCCGGAUACGUCCGACGCACCCCCGGCGGCUGUUGACACAGGACCAUUGGAGCACCAGCAGGGAAGUACCUUUAACAUCCCCAUUAGCAUUCGAUUUACGCAUUCACCAUCCAUCUCAGGCCAACCAGACAGAAAUCCAGAGAAUCCACCAACACAGCAAUCCCAAACGACGGGAACCACGACCGCCUCCAACGCCCCGCAUCUUGCCGGGCCCCAGAGUAGGCGAUCUCCCCGCCUGAUCCCAAAAAUGACACCAGUAUCAGGAAAACUAACCAAACAGCUCCACUGCAACAAGAACCGGUUCGGGUCUCCCGAUAUCCCCGCACCUGGCGGACCACCGGGAAGAACUCUCAGCCGGGAAACUCCUACUCACCAACAGCAACGAGUACGACGAGACCUCAGCCCGGUUCCCGGUUGCUCUUGGCAUCCGGUACGUUUUAGACCAUCCAGGAAACCAGUAGUCACCAAUCGUGACACCCACUUCCCCUUGCCGGCCCUGACCGGGGACGUUCCGCCUUACAGCGAUGCUCCCCCGGCGGCUGCUGGUGCGGGAAGCCCGGGCACAUCCCGGGUAAGUCCAUAUCAACAUUCCAACCGACAAGAACAAUUCAGCGCCACAAACUCUUUUUCAAGGAAUGAUCGAACCGCCGACGUUUGGUUGACCACACGCUUCAGAAAACGAUACCAAAACCUACCCGCAACGAAACGCACAAAAACCACCGACACAACGCCUGCGGACCCCUUGCUCUACCUCCCGCGGUCAUUGGAAGGGACGUACGCCAGGCCACCCAUCAACAACUGCAACAAAAAUUACCCCCUCAACACAAACAAAGCGCACGAAGCCGAUAGCUUCCUGUCAAGGGAGAAAGCCUCUUCCCCUGCACCAGCCCUGUCCGCGGAUGUACCGGCCCUCACCGACGAGCCUUCGGCGGCUGCUGGUGCAGGGGGCCCGGAUCACCACCGGGUAAGUCUAACCACACCCUACUCCCACCAAGACCAGUCGUACGGCUCCGAAUCAUUUCCAGGUAGCCCACCGCGCAGUCCCAACAGCGUCUCAAUGACCAACAGCACCGGCUCAGAAUAUUCCACGCUAGCCGUCCAGUGGAACAUCAACGGCCUAAGGAACAACCUAGGGGACCUACAGAACAUAAUCGCCGGCACCGAACCACUUUGCCUCGCCAUUCAGGAAACCCACUUGCACACCGGCGUUGACCCCACCCCAUGGUUCGGAAACAGAUACGAUUGGGAGACGGCCAGAGGAGACAACAACCACCAAACCAUCGGAUUGGGCAUCAAAGUGGAACUCCUGUCGGUGCACCUCCCCCUCAACACGGAACUAAUAGCGGUCGCCAGGAGGAUAUCAACCCCCAUCCGCUGCUCUAUUGUAUCCAUCUACCUACCACAAGGGGUUACCAACAUACGAAGCCAACUAACCAGCCUGAUCAACCAGGUCCCCGCCCCAUUCAUCGUCAUGGGGGACCUCAACGCCCACCAUAAGGCCUGGGGCUCGGACAAGUGCUGCCACCGAGGUAACGAGAUCGUCAAACUCAUCGAGGAAAUCGACGCCGUGAUACUAAACGACGGUAGUACCACGUUUAUCCGUGGUAACGCCUCCUCCGCCCUCGACGUCACCUUCGCCUCCAGUUCCAUCGCUGGGAUAUGCGGCUGGUCCACGUCCAACGAUACCGCCGGGAGUGACCACUUCCCCAUCGUGCUACGCAUAAAUCGCCUCCAACUUAAAACCACCCGACGAAGACGUUGGCUAUAUGAAAACGCCGACUGGGAUGCCUACGACGCUGCCAUACAGUCCCACCUUGUUCGAGACCGUACGUACUCACUGGUCGACCUAUCAGAAACUAUCGUCAACGCAGCGAAAGAAACCAUCCCCCGAACAAGCGGGGUACCACCACACCGUGCCGUGCACUGGUGGAAUCCGGAAGUGGCCGCUGCCGUCAAAGCUCGCCGGAAAGCUCUCCGCACCUUACAAAAAACACCGCCCAAUCACCCCCUUCGGGACCAAAGAGCGGACAACUUUAGAACGCUCCGAAACGCUGCGAGGAAAACAAUCCAAACGGCUAAAGAAACCAGCUGGAGGAACUUCGUGGACGGUAUCCACACGGACUCCUCAACCACGGAGCUGUGGAGACGGGUCAACGCGCUCAGUGGCAAACGUCAACAAAAUGGCUACUCUUUAGCGGUCAACAACGCCACCAUUACUGACCCAGAGGAAAUGGCAAACAAGAUAGGCUGCCACUUCGAAACGUUAUCCGCCGACAAAGCCCUGCCAGCCGCAUUCGCUCAGAAAAAAAGCAGACUCGAAGCCUCCCCUACGACCUUCACGCCAGACUCCGCAGCCACCUACAACAGACCCUUUACCGGAGCGGAACUUGCCGUCGCUCUCACUAACGCUCGAGGAAAGUCCGACGGCCCUGACAGGAUUGGUUACCCGAUGCUUAGGCAUCUUCCGCCUGGAGGCAAAAGAGCCCUCCUAGACUCUUUUAACACUAUCUGGGAACGCGGGUCCUUCCCAGAGGAAUGGAAACUGGCCCACGUAGUCCCCAUUCCUAAAAAAUGCCAGGGUACCCGUGCCCCCAGCGACUUCAGGCCAAUCAGCCUGCUGUCAUGCACCGCUAAGACACUGGAGAGGAUGGUAAACCGGCGACUGACUACGUGGCUGGAAGACGAGAAACUACUCGACCCACGCCAAUUCGCUUUCCGGAAGGGACUCGGCACCGGGGCCCAUCUGGGCUCGCUCGGCGAGGUACUAGACAGAGCAAGGUCCGAAGGCAUCCACGCCGAUAUUGCCAUACUCGACAUAGCAAAAGCUUACAACACAGUCUGGCGCGAAGGCGUCCUUCAACAACUCCAACGAUGGGGCGUACAGGGGAACCUAGGCGUCUUCAUCCAAAAUUUCCUAACCAACCGCCGCUUUCGGGUAUGCAUAGGCGGCACACUCUCCGACGAAUUCCGCGAGGCCAACGGAGUGCCACAAGGAUCGAUACUAGCCGUGACCCUCUUCUUAGUGAGGAUGAAUUCGCUCUUCACCGCGCUACCCGGGGGCGUCUAUGUCUUCGUGUACGCGGACGACAUCAUAUUGGUAGCUCUCGGGAAGACGAUCCCGCGCACAAGAAUAUCGCUGCAGGCCGCCGUCAACGCAGUCGGCCGAUGGGCACUCGCCACCGGAUUCAACAUCGCCGCCACCAAGUGCGCCAUUACACACUGCUGCAGCACAUAUCACCCAGCCAACGCUCGUCCAAUCCGCCUCAACAGUACAGUAAUUCCGUUCCGAAAGGAACCGGUCGUCCUCGGGAUCACCCUCGACCGGAAACUGACAAUGAUACCUCACUUCCGGCGACUGAAAAAAGACUGCCAGAGCAGAAAGCGACUAGUCCGGACCAUUUGCGCCCACCACCCCAAAAACAACCGCCGAGCAGCGCUUAACGUCGUGCGAUCUCUUAUCCACAGCAGAAUCUUCUACGGGAUCGAGAUGACUUGCCGGAACCUAGACGGACUCUCCGACAUCCUCGGGCCCUUAUACCACGGAGCGGUGCGGCUAGCCUCCGGUCUACUACCGAGUACCCCGGCCGAAGCUGCCUGUGUAGAGGCAGGAGUUCUACCCUGCCGCUGGGAAACAGCCAGGGUGGCCUUCAGAAGAGCACUAAGCUUCCUGGAGAAAACUUCGGGCGACGAGUGCCCCCUUCUCACCACCGCCUCCAACCUGCACCAGGAGUUUACCAGCAACGACCUCCCACCCAUCGCUCGUCUACACCGGGUGAGACCGCGGGCCUGGUACGACCCCGGGCCCAACACCGACGACAGCCUUGCUCGCAUUAUAAAAGUUGGCGAUCACCCCAGCAGCAUACUAGUUAAAUAUAGACAGCUAAUUAACCGAAGAUAUUCACAUCACACUAAAAUCUUCACCGACGGUUCCAAAGCGAACGACGGUGUAGGAGCGGGGAUCAGCGGCUUGGGGAACGGGCUCUCCUUCCGCCUACCUCCCUCCUGCUCAGUUUUCUCAGCGGAAGCGGCCGCCAUUGCAGUGGGAAUGAUAAAAAGACCCACCGAUACACCGACGGUCAUCUUGACAGACUCGCUCUCGGUCCUGAGGGACGUCGCUAGCGGGACCUCCAAACAUCCCUUCGUUCAGGCCAUCGAGACACUUCGAGACCCAUUGGUUACAAUCUGCUGGGUUCCGGGUCACAGCGGCAUCAAGGGUAACACAGACGCCGACCGAUUAGCCCUCAUCGGUAGACGGGCCCGGACCCGGCUCCCUAAUGAGACUCCAACCAUAGACAUCAUCAGGGAAUUCAACAUCAGCUUGCAGAACGGAUUCACCAACCACUGGCGGAGUUCUCGAAAUCACACCCAAAAAAUCAAAGGGUCAGCCGACACCUGGACCGAUCGAGACAGCCAGAGGGAACAAAAAAUACUCUCCCGACUCCGCGUGGGGCACACACGAGUAACCCACGCACACACCGUGUCCAGCGAGCCCGUCCCAGAAUGUGCCUCCUGCAACACCCGGCUCACCGUCGAACACCUGCUGUGCAACUGCCGAGAACUGGAGGACUUACGGCGUCAGUACGGCCUGACUGGUUCGAUACGGGACACCCUAUCCAACGACCCGGUUCGGGAGGAGGCACUCCUCCUCUUCCUAAAGGACGCCGGCCUAUACGACAGCAUCUAA
This is a messenger RNA of Topomyia yanbarensis, 4758 nucleotides long. RefSeq lists its product as uncharacterized. Gene Ontology annotation, molecular function: RNA-DNA hybrid ribonuclease activity; nucleic acid binding. The record is from RefSeq and is a predicted model, not a curated record. The coding region runs from base 1 to 4758 and encodes 1585 amino acids. NCBI's taxonomy places the organism in Eukaryota, Metazoa, Arthropoda, Insecta, Diptera, Culicidae. The transcript has a single exon.